AAAUAAAACCUGAGACAAUUUGAGCUGAGACAAUGUGUUGAAACUUUAAAGAUUAUAUUCUUCUUCUUCGAUCCAAAAGCAUUAGGGUUUAGAGAGUUGCAGCUUGCACUUCGUUAAGAAAACUAAUUCGCACUGAUUGAUUGGGAUGGCAGACGAAGCCAACAGAGCGGCUUUCCUUGAAAUUCAAGGUCGCAUGAUUGAGACUACUGGGAAAAUAAAGCAGGUGCAAAACCAGAUGCGUUCUAAAGAAGCAGAAAAGAAGCGUGCUUUUUUGACCUUGGAGGAGCUGAAGCAGUUGCCUGAUGAUACUAAUGUUUACAAAUCCAUUGGGAGAACGUUUGUAUUGGAGACCAAGGCAACAUUAAUGAGUGAACAGGAGAACAAGUUCAAGGAUAGUGAAGCUUCAAUUACCUCAUUACAGAGCUCAAAAGAGUACUUGGAGAAGCAGACGGCAGAAAUAGAAAACAAUUUGAGAGAGCUGUUACAACAAGAUCCUGGUCUUGCUCGUCAAAUUAUGUCUAUGAAUGUUAUGUAAACUUUCCAUUAUUGAAAUUAACUGCGAGUGGUGGGUUGUUUUCUAGUAUUCUGAGCAAAUAGAAAAAUUCAGGACAUGUGAGACUGUGAGGUUAUGUACUGUCUGCUUCAUGGAUGAUUUUCCAUCCUUCUUGAAAUGUUGACUUUGAAGGAAUUGUUGUUAAGUUAUCUUAAUUCUUAGAUUGUCAUGUUUAAUACAUGUUAGGGAGUCCUUAUUAGCCUUGUGCAGUGUGCUUAU
Molecule: messenger RNA, 772 nt
Organism: Gastrolobium bilobum
Lineage: Eukaryota; Viridiplantae; Streptophyta; Magnoliopsida; Fabales; Fabaceae
Product: prefoldin subunit 1
Exons: 6
Coding region: 146-535 (129 amino acids)
Biological process (GO): protein folding
Cellular component (GO): cytoplasm; prefoldin complex
Molecular function (GO): protein folding chaperone
Source: RefSeq, a predicted model, not a curated record